AUGUUCGUUCAGAGUACCCUCGCUCCUCAAAAGCCUGUAGUUGAAGUCACCCAAACCCUCCCAUGGGUAGAAAAAUACAGACCACAAAAGAUUGAUGAACUGGCCCACCAAGAAGAAAUUGUGAAUGCCCUUCAGACCUCCCUCAGCUCUGGCUCUUUGCCACAUCUUCUUUUUUAUGGGCCUCCUGGCACAGGGAAGACCUCUGCAAUUUUAGCUAUUGCUAAACAAAUGUUUGGGCCUGAUUUAUACAAGUCAAGAGUGCUUGAAUUAAAUGCAUCAGAUGACAGAGGAAUCAAUGUUGUCAGAGAAAAAAUUAAAAAAUUCGCACAGGUGGCAGUUACUAAGUACCAAAACGCACAAUGUCCUAAUUUUAAGAUUAUAAUUCUAGAUGAGGCUGACUCACUCACAUCAGAUGCGCAAUCAGCCUUAAGGAGGGUUAUUGAAAAGUAUACAAAAGUGACGAGAUUUUGCUUGAUUUGCAACUAUAUUAGCAAAAUCAUUGAUCCUUUGGCAUCAAGAUGUGCGAAGUUUAGGUUUAAGCCAAUCAGUGAAGAAGCGCAUUUAAAUAGGCUGAAGUAUAUUUGUGAGCAGGAAAGGAUUAAUUGUACAAAUGAUGCAUUUUCGCUGCUUAUUCAAGUAUCUGAAGGGGAUUUAAGGAAAAGUAUCACAGCUUUGCAGAGCACAAGCAAAUUGCAUGGGGAUUGGAUUUCGGAUCAAAUGGUGCUUGAUGUUGCUGCGGUUAUCCCUGCUGAUGUUAUAAACCAGAUUUAUCAGUCUCUUCAAGGGACUUUUGAGGAAGUUCAACAGCUGUCAGCGGAUUUGAUUCUUGAAGGUUUCCAGCCUGAUAGCAUUAUUUUUCAGUUAUUUGAUUUUCUGCUGAGCAGACAAGAAAUAUCUGACAUUAAAAAAGCAAAAAUUGUAGAGGUUUUAGCAGAAGUAGACUAUGGACUUGUGGCUGGAGGAAAUGAAAGCCUUUUAAUUUUGAAAGCGCUGAGCUCAAUUCAAGAAAUUUUAAAUAAUUAA
Molecule: messenger RNA, 1023 nt
Organism: Blepharisma stoltei
Lineage: Eukaryota; Ciliophora; Heterotrichea; Heterotrichida; Blepharismidae
Source: the annotation of a GenBank genome assembly